GAGCAAGCAAAAAAAAAAAAAAAAUUGAACUUUCGAAGCAGAUUUUUGCGCAAAGGAGGGACCUUGGGAGAAAAUGUCGCUCGCGCCUUCGCUUCCUCGUCUCCGGACUCCAUUCCUCCAUUCACCGCUCAAGCACUCUGCCUCUCUGUACGCCAAGCCCGCCAGAGCCCAGCGCUCUCCCCUUUCUUAUCCGCGCAUCAGAGCUGUCGAUCUCGACCAGAACACGGUUGUGGCCAUAUCAGUGGGGCUUGUGAGCGUGGCGCUCGGUAUUGGCAUUCCAGUGUUCUACGAGUCGCAAAUCGAUAGUGCUGCCAAAAGAGAGAACACGCAGCCGUGCUUUCCUUGCGAUGGAUCCGGUGCUCAAAGGUGCAGAUUAUGCAUGGGCACUGGCACUGUGACUGUGGAACUUGGAGCGGAUGAGAAGGAAGUGUCACGCUGCAUCAAUUGUGACGGUGCUGGCUCUUUGACUUGCACCACAUGUCAAGGAUCUGGGAUUCAACCCAGAUACCUCGAUCGCAGAGAGUUCAAAGACGACGAUUGAAGUCCUUGCACUGGCAGCAGCAGGACCUCUGGAUGCGGCUCGAAGAAGUUACGGACAGUUAUUUGGGAAAAAGCAUAGACAGAGCAUCACGUUUUUGGAGACUGAUUGCAUCAUUGUUUGAUUGUGUUCGUUAUCUCCGGUUAAUGUUGUCAACACAAUUCGCCAUUCGCGAAGUUAGUCGGCUUUCUCG
Rhodamnia argentea is the source of this 731-nucleotide messenger RNA. RefSeq names its product protein disulfide-isomerase LQY1, chloroplastic. The transcript has 5 exons. Bases 74 to 541 code for a protein of 155 amino acids. Lineage: Eukaryota; Viridiplantae; Streptophyta; Magnoliopsida; Myrtales; Myrtaceae. The record is from RefSeq and is a predicted model, not a curated record.